Messenger RNA from Oxyura jamaicensis (ruddy duck), 1636 nucleotides. It is a transcript of the gene MFGE8, whose product is annotated as milk fat globule EGF and factor V/VIII domain containing. NCBI's taxonomy places the organism in Eukaryota, Metazoa, Chordata, Aves, Anseriformes, Anatidae. Bases 96 to 1520 code for a protein of 474 amino acids. The transcript is spliced from 10 exons. Gene Ontology annotation, molecular function: calcium ion binding. The record is from RefSeq and is a predicted model, not a curated record.
GCCCCGAGUCACUCCCCGCCCCGAGCCCCGCGGCGGAGCGGAGCAGGAGCGGAGCAGCUCGGCACGGCUCGGCUCGGCUCGGCACGGCACGCAGCAUGGAGCCAGCAAGGCGGUGGCGAGCGCUGCUCCUCCUGGGGCUGGGGCUCUCGCUGCUGCUGGUGGUGGCCGGUGACUUCUGCAACGUCAACCACUGUCAGAACGGGGGCACCUGCCUGACCGGCAUCAACGAGGCCCCCUUCUUCUGCAUCUGCCCUGAAGGCUAUGUGGGGAUUGACUGCAACGAGACAGAGAAAGGUCCCUGCCACCCUAACCCUUGCCACAACAAUGGCGAGUGCCAGUUGGUCCCAAAUCGAGGGGACGUCUUCACCGACUAUAUCUGCAAGUGCCCCGCGGGGUACGACGGGGUGCACUGCCAGAACAACAAGAACGAGUGCUCCUCCCAGCCCUGCAAAAACGGAGGCACCUGCCUAGACCUGGAUGGCGACUACACCUGCAAGUGCCCUUCUCCCUUCUUCGGGAGAUCCUGCCACGUCCGCUGUGCCGUUCCCCUGGGCAUGGAAGGAGGAGCCAUCUCGGACGCGCAGCUCUCGGCCUCCUCCGUCCACUACGGCUUCCUCGGCCUCCAGCGCUGGGGGCCGGAGCUCGCCCGCCUCAACAACCACGGCAUCGUCAAUGCCUGGACCUCCAGCAAUUACGACAAGAGCCCGUGGAUCCAGGCCAACCUGCUGAGGAAGAUGAGGCUGAGCGGCAUCGUCACGCAAGGCGCUCGCCGCGUGGGGAAGUCGGAGUACAUCCGCGCCUACAAAGUGGCCUACAGCCUGGACGGCAAGGAGUUCACCUUCUGCAAGGACGAGAAGCAGGACACGGACAAGGUUUUCCAGGGGAAUGUGGACUAUGGCACCAUGCAGACCAACUUGUUCGACCCUCCCAUCACGGCCCAGUUCAUCCGCAUCUACCCCGUGGUGUGCCGCCGCGCCUGCACGCUGCGCUUCGAGCUCAUCGGCUGUGAGAUGAACGUGUAUUUCAACACGGCAGGUUGCUCGGAGCCUCUGGGCAUGAAAUCCCGCCUGAUCUCUGACCAGCAGAUCACAGCCUCCAGCGUCUUCAAGACGUGGGGCAUCGACGCCUUUACCUGGCACCCCCAUUACGCCCGCCUGGACAAGACGGGCAAGACCAACGCCUGGACGGCGCUGCACAACGGGCAGGCCGAGUGGCUGCAGAUUGACCUCCGGGACCCGAAGAAGGUGACGGGCAUCAUCACGCAAGGCGCCCGCGACUUCGGCCACAUCCAGUACGUGGCAGCCUACAAAGUGGCCUACAGUGACAACGGCACCUCCUGGACCGUGUACCGGGACAGCCAGACCAACAGCACCAAGAUUUUCCACGGCAACAGCGACAACUACUCGCACAAGAAGAACGUCUUCGACGUGCCCUUCUACGCCCGCUUCGUGCGCAUCCUGCCCGUGGCCUGGCACAACCGCAUCACGCUGCGCGUCGAGCUGCUGGGCUGCGACGAGUAGGCGCCGGGGCGGCGCGCGCAGCAACAACGGGGCUGCUCUUCCCCGCCGCCCGGCCCCCGCCCCCGCGCACCUCCCGCUCCAACCUCAAGCCCCCCUCUUCCCCCUCCCCGAAAUUC